Molecule: messenger RNA, 3846 nt
Organism: Hypoxylon fragiforme
Lineage: Eukaryota; Fungi; Ascomycota; Sordariomycetes; Xylariales; Hypoxylaceae
Product: LuxS/MPP-like metallohydrolase
Exons: 4
Coding region: 692-3757 (1021 amino acids)
Biological process (GO): peptide catabolic process
Cellular component (GO): cytosol; mitochondrion
Molecular function (GO): metalloendopeptidase activity; metal ion binding
Source: RefSeq, a predicted model, not a curated record
GAAAUAACGAACAACUAAAUUUACACUUUAACCUGGGAAGUGGCCUGCCUGUCUUGUCUAUAUUGACAUCCAGGAAGAAAAAGCGAUCUGCUUCUCACUGCAAUCUUGCCGCUGGGUGUGUGGCCUGCUAAGUAGUCGUCAACGGUUUUCAAUAUAGAAAGCCGCUCAGCAGCCAGCUGCUAAUACUUUACACAAAAUCACCUGCUAGCCAGCUUGCGAGAGAGACCUCUUACGGGGCUUAUUCAGAGACGAUUUCUACGAGUUGGUAGAGGUUAUUUUAGGUAUCCCGCAUAAGCAAGCGAUACCACUGGUCCGACUCGUGUUAGUUGUCAAAUUGUGUUACGAACCCAGGCUUGAGAGUCAGCCAACAGACUCAAGGGACGGAACGAGGCGAAAUUACUUCCACAUUAAACUUCUCCCAAGUCAUUGGUAACGACCUGGUCCUUGUUCAAGGCCCACGUUAGCGUCUCCACCAAAGCCAUUGCACAGACUACCCCGUCGUCCGUUUUAUCUGUCGACUUUGCCCGAAUUAAAAGUCGUUACUUCAUCCGCCACCAAGUUCAAGCUCGUUUCUGCUCGGCCCCCUCGAGUUUGGUAGUCGCCUAGGUCAGACCUGUUGAACCCGGUCUUCCCUUUCGAUCUUCUCUUGCAAAGAUCCAGUGUCCUGCUUUACGUAUUGUUGCCAUUCGCCAUGGACUCCACGCCGUCGCAGCACAUGCCUACGAUAGAAAUCGCAAUGCGGGAUCAACAAAAGCCGGUUGAGCGAGUCACUGAUCAGUUGGAGGUACCUUCCUUAGACGAUCGAUCAUACCGCGUUAUACGGCUGCCUAACCAACUAGAAGCGUUGUUGGUUCAUGAUCCCGAGACAGACAAGGCCAGCGCUGCCCUCGAUGUUAAUGUUGGUAACUUUAGCGACGAGGAUGACAUGCCAGGCAUGGCCCAUGCCGUGGAACAUCUUCUAUUCAUGGGCACAAAGAAGUAUCCUGUGGAGAACGCAUACAACGUAUACCUCUCUUCGCAUUCGGGUAGCUCAAAUGCUUAUACCGCAGCUACAUCGACCAACUAUUUCUUCGAUAUUGCAGCCAAGCCUAGCAAUGGUGAAGAACCCUCUGCGACAAAUUUGUCUCCUUUAUAUGGUGGCUUAGAUCGGUUUGCCCAGUUCUUCAUCGAGCCUUUGUUUCUACCGUCAACCUUAGAUCGGGAGCUACGCGCCGUCGACUCAGAAAAUAAGAAAAACCUUCAGAGCGACCAGUGGCGCCUCAACCAGCUAGAGAAGACCCUUUCUAAUUCCAAGCACCCCUAUUGCCACUUCUCAACGGGGAACUUCGAAGUACUCAAAACCAUACCCGAAUCUAACGGAAUAGAUGUACGGCAAAAGUUUAUCGAUUUCCAUGAAAAACACUACUCUGCCAACCGAAUGAAGCUCUGUGUCUUAGGUCGAGAGCCUCUCGAUGUCCUUGAAGAAUGGGUCGCUGAGCUGUUUUCUGGUGUUGUGAACAAGGAUCUUCCACAGAACCGUUGGGAGGCUGAAGUACCGUUCAAGAAAGAGCAUUUGUCUAUGCAAUGCUUCGCAAAGCCGGUAAUGGAUUCUAGAGAGUUAAAUCUCUAUUUUCCAUUCCUUGACGAAGAGUUCAUGUACGAGACCCAACCGAGUCGAUAUAUCAGUCACCUAAUUGGUCAUGAGGGCCCUGGGAGUAUAAUGGCAUACCUCAAGUCUAGAGGAUGGGCUAAUUCACUGAGUGCUGGUUCUUACACCGUCUGCCCCGGCACGCCUGGGAUAUUCGACUGCCAAAUACGUUUGACAAAAGAGGGUCUUAAGCAUUACAAAGAAGUUGUCAAGGUGGUUUUCCAGUAUAUCUCACUCCUCAAGCAGACACCCCCCCAAGAAUGGAUAUUCCAGGAACAAAAGGGUAUGGCAGAUGUCGACUUCAAAUUCAAGCAGAAGACACCAGCGAGCCGUUUCACGAGCAAGAUAAGCGCUGUGAUGCAAAGGCCAAUGCCGCGAGAGUGGCUACUCAGCGGGCAAAGUCGCAUCCGGAAAUUCGACCCAGAAGCAAUUGUCAAAGGUGUGGAGCUCUUACGGCCUGACAAUCUUAGAAUGACCAUAGUGUCCCGCGAAUUUCCAGGGGAGUGGGAUCAGAAGGAACAGUGGUAUGGCACUGAGUAUAAGGCUGAAAAGAUUCCGGAGGACUUUCUCGAGGAGAUUUCCAAGGCUGCUCAUUGCACCGAGGCAGAACGUCUGCCCGCUCUCCAUCUCCCGCACAAGAACCAGUUCAUUCCCACCAAAUUGGAAGUGGAGAAGAAGGAGGUUGAGAGACCAACUUUGGCGCCUCGAGUUAUUCGAAACGACGAGAUUGCACGCACAUGGUACAAAAAAGACGAUACGUUCUGGGUGCCAAAGGCGAAUCUGAUAGUGACUCUCAAAAACCCCAUCAUCUUUGCCUCGGCCGAGAAUUCGGUCAAGUCGAAACUCUUCACCGAUCUAGUUAGGGAUGCGUUAGAGGAGUAUUCUUAUGACGCCGAGCUAGCAGGUUUGCAGUAUAACGUCAGCCUUGGUUCGCGCGGACUGUUCGCGGAGGUAUCUGGUUAUAAUGACAAACUACCUGUACUGCUGGAGCAGGUCCUCAUCACCAUGCGAGACCUGGAAGUCAAGGAUGAGCGAUUCGAGAUCAUCAAAGAGCGGCUGACUCGUGGCUAUAAGAACUGCGAACUGCAACAACCAUUUACACAAAUUGGUGAUUAUGUGUCAUGGCUAACAUCUGAGCAUGAUUAUGUUGUUGAGCAGCUAGUGGCCGUGCUACCUGGAAUCACAGCCGAUGAUGUGCGGCAGUUCUAUAAGCAAAUCAUGUCGCAAUUGCAUAUCGAAGCCUACGUACAUGGAAAUGUGUACAAGGAGGACGCCCUGAAGCUGACAGACAUGAUCGAGAAAAUUUUGAAACCUCGUCCUUUACCAAAGGAGGAAUGGCCCAUAAUUCGAUCGUUGGAAUUCCCACCAGGAUCAAAUUUUCUCUUCCAGAAGACAUUGAGAGAUCCUGCUAACAUCAACCACUGUAUCGAGUACUAUCUUCACAUAGGUGACAAAGGGGACCGCUUAAUUCGCGCUAAGACACAACUUCUGGAUCAGAUUAUUCAUGAGCCAGCCUUUGAUCAGUUACGAACGAAGGAGCAACUUGGUUAUGUCGUCUUCAGUGGCCUCCGAAGUUCCGCGACUACCUAUGGAUUCCGGUUCAUCAUACAGAGCGAGCGUCCCUCAGAGUAUUUAGAAUCUCGCAUUGACUCUUUCCUAGCUGCGCAGGUCGCCUCGCUCGAAGAAAUGAGCGACGUGGACUUUGAAAGUCAUAAGAGAAGCGUGAUCAUCAAACGUCUUGAGAAAGUUAAGAAUCUGGACCAGGAAACUGGGCGACACUGGGCGCAGAUCAGUAAUGAAUAUUACGACUUUGAAUCAGCUCAACGAGACGCUGCACAAGUCAAGAAGCUCACAAAGGCAGAAGUGAUUGAAUUCUAUUCUACCUACAUCAACCCCACGUCACCGACACGGGCCAAGUUGGUAGUACAACUGAUUGCCCAAGCUAUCAGCCCCAAAAUAAAGGAGGCUGAGGAACUGAGCAAUGGCGACACGGAUGCUGUUUACUCGAACGGCACAGAACCAGAAUUAAUCCGAAGCGUACGGGAUUACAAAGCAAGACUUUCAGUGACUUCAGGGGCUCGUCCGAUCAGAGAGCUUAGCGAUUUCGAAGAGAUAGAUUCUAAGCUUUGAGGCAGUCGUGCAGGGAAGCGUGUGGUAGAUUAUAGAACGCAAGAGAACUAUACCCCCUUUGAUUAUAUAGUUCGUUACAGCAUGUUUUA